ACGCCUGGUUUCCCGGAUCGAUCAUCUUCCCUGCUGCCUAUUGCCCGGAUGGAGUAGAGGCGCGGAAAUGGCCGAUUCCGGCAUUAACUGGGUGGCCGAGGAGAGGAGCGGCCAUUGUGCGGUUUUGAUUGGCAACCAUCUAUAUGUGUGGGGUGGUUAUGUGACAUAUGAAAAUAAUGAAGUUUACUUGCCAAAUGAUGAAAUCUGGGUUUAUGAAAUAGAAAGUGGUGUAUGGCAGAGGAAACCAAUGAAAGGAGAACUUCCUCGUCCUAUGUCAGGAAGCUGUGCAGCUUGUCUGAAUGGUAUCAUGUACAUUUUCGGAGGAUAUGAUGACCUAGGAUAUAGUAAUGAACUGUAUUGUGUUAAUUUGCAAGUGAAAGAUGAAAUAUUUACUUGGAAGAAACUCAAUAAUUACCAAGGAAAUCCUCCUACUCCAAGAGACAAACUUUCAUGCUGGGUAUAUAAAGACAAGUUGAUUUUUUUUGGCGGCUAUGGAUGCAAGAAAAUCAGUGAAUUAAAUGAUUCAUUUGACGUGAAUGAAGCAUCCUGGGAAGAAGAGAUGUUCUGGGGGUGGAAUUAUGACAUCCAUGUCUUUGACCCCAACUUAAACAUCUGGUACCAGCCAACAACUAGAGGAAUGCCUCCUCGCCCUCGAGCAGCACAUGCAUGUGCCACACUGGGAAAUAAAGGAUUUUUAUUUGGAGGAAGAAUACUGGAAACGAGAAUUAAUGAUUUGCACUGCUUGAACUUAGAUACAUGGACUUGGUCAGGAGAAAUUACCAUUAAAGGAGUACGUCCACAGGGUCGUUCAUGGCACACUCUGACUCCUGUGACAGAUGAUCAGCUUUUCCUUUUUGGAGGAUUAAGUGCAGAAAGUCAACCUCUUAGUGAUGCAUGGAUUUACACUGUUGGAGCUGCAGAAUGGCGGCAAUUAGAACACUGCCCUAGAAAUAGACCAAGGUUGUGGCAUACAGCCUGCCUAGGAAAGGAGCAUGAAGUGAUGGUGUUUGGUGGGAGCAAGGAUGAUUUACUUUCCUAUGAUUCUGGUCACUGUAAUGAUGUGCUUAUCUUUCAAACACAACCCUAUUCACUUUUCAGGUUGUGCUUAGACUGCAUUGCAAAAAAUUCCACAGUUUUGCAAAAUCAACUUCCAUGGUUACCUCAUCAAUUGUUUUCUCAAGUGCAGAAGAAAAUCACUUUCUGGAUUUCAGCUGGACACCAAGAGAAAUAAUAAUGUAUUUUAAACUGCAAGUUUAAUUCAAGAAGGUUUGCGUACAUAACAUUUAAUGAUGUAUUUCACAAUAUACAUCAUUGCAAUGAGCAAAUGUAAUAUUUGAGAUGUACAAACCCAAAUUGGGUUGAUUAUAAACGUGAUUGUUGUUCUGUUGUACAAUAUUUUAUUCAGUUUUGUAGACUAAUUAACAUAGCUACUAUGUUAAUACAUUUUAUAUCAUUCUGGACUAGAUUUGGAAAUA
Molecule: messenger RNA, 1475 nt
Organism: Hemiscyllium ocellatum (epaulette shark)
Lineage: Eukaryota; Metazoa; Chordata; Chondrichthyes; Orectolobiformes; Hemiscylliidae
Product: kelch domain-containing protein 1
Exons: 13
Coding region: 68-1231 (387 amino acids)
Molecular function (GO): protein binding
Source: RefSeq, a predicted model, not a curated record